AUGCGUGUGGAGGUGCCGCUGAAGACAUUCAAGGUAAUUCUCGGCUAUUUUUAUUCGGGCACUCUGGCCAUAUCCACACUUAACGUUGAUGAAGUCUUCGAAGUGCUCGAAUUGGGCAACUUGUAUAUAUUGCCAGAAGUCGAAUUGGCCCUAGCCAAACGUCUGCAGAAUAAUCUGUCCAUCAGCAACACGUGCAUGAUCCUGGAUACAGCUCGCAAAUUCAAUCAUGCAGAGCUGACCAUGAAAUGCCUCAAGUUCAUGGACAAAAAUGCACACCAAGUUCUGAAACACCAGUCCUUCCAAAUGUUGUCCAAGGAAUCACUGGAAGAAGUCCUGCGACGGGACACAUUGAUUGAACACGAAAUCGAUGUCUUUAAAGCGGUAGUCAAAUGGAGUCGCCACAAUCAGGGCGUGGACAUCAAGUCGGUGGUCUCGCUUGUACGUCUCUCUCUCAUUAGUGUCGAAGACCUGGUGCUUGUGGUGCGUCCCUCUGGGAUCGUCGAGUCCUUAAAAAUACUCGACGCCAUCGAGAAACCGAUAAUCAAGUCGAUAUUGCCCUACCGUGCCCACGUCUCUCCAGGAGUGGAUGUGGCCUUCCAUUUCGGGUGCAGUGUUGAGGUCAUCAAAGAUGAGAUCGUUAUAAAGCUGAGCUUCUGGUGCAUAAUCAAUAUCAUCUCUAUCGAAGUUAUUCAAAAUACCAAUGACACGUCCAACUGCACCGUGGAGGUCUCUUGCGACAUGACCCACUGGGAUGGCGUGGGAAAUAUAGAUUUAUCUACUCCCACACAGCAGGAUAUCCACUUCACCCGCAUGCCUGUUCGCUUCAUUCGGAUCGUCGAUCCAGAGAGUGGCCGCAAAGAUGUUUUAAAUUAUUGUCUGCUCAAGGCCGUUCUAAAUAACACCAUUCCCUAG
Messenger RNA from Drosophila persimilis, 912 nucleotides. RefSeq names its product BTB/POZ domain-containing protein 9. Bases 1 to 912 code for a protein of 303 amino acids. NCBI's taxonomy places the organism in Eukaryota, Metazoa, Arthropoda, Insecta, Diptera, Drosophilidae. Gene Ontology annotation, biological process: circadian behavior; adult locomotory behavior; modulation of chemical synaptic transmission. The record is from RefSeq and is a predicted model, not a curated record. The transcript has a single exon.